Messenger RNA from Ctenopharyngodon idella (grass carp), 4105 nucleotides. It is a transcript of the gene cldn35, whose product is annotated as claudin 35. Bases 2255 to 2941 code for a protein of 228 amino acids. Gene Ontology annotation, cellular component: plasma membrane; bicellular tight junction. Gene Ontology annotation, molecular function: structural molecule activity. The record is from RefSeq and is a predicted model, not a curated record. Lineage: Eukaryota; Metazoa; Chordata; Actinopteri; Cypriniformes; Xenocyprididae. The transcript has a single exon. Gene Ontology annotation, biological process: bicellular tight junction assembly; cell adhesion.
UGAUUUAAACUAUUUUUGUGUUACACUGAAGAAAUUAAGUCAAAGCUUUGAAAAGAGGAUUUUUGUUGUUUUUUCAGUGUCUCUGGAGAAUUGCGUUCUGUUUGUGGAUACUGAUACUCACAGAUCAGCGGUUGAUAUUACUGUUCAGUGCACAGCUUGCCUGUUCAAAAGCUGCAUCCUUGUAUGAUUGUUAAACCACACUGGAGCUUCUCUGUGGGCCGACACUCUUUCGUCUGCUCUUUGUUUUGUGUCCCGCUCUCUCAUUUCCUGUGUCCUGUGCUGUUGUCAUGACCACUGUUGCCAAGGAGAGGCAGAGAAAGGAAACUUAAACCAGGGAUCUUGUACCCAUAAUAUUUAAUUCAUCACCACAGACACUAAUGUCUGCACACGGAGCAGGACGAAACAAAGGAAAAGGGCAAAAUGACACAGUUUGAAAUCAUUUAUUAGUCUCUUUAGCAAAUAAUUAUUUUAAAAUGCAAAUCCCCCCCCAAGAAAAAAACAACAACACUAUCACUUCCUCUUUAAUCACCUUCCGAGGUAACCUUAUAUUGCUGUAAUUGGAUCAUUUGUACCUUUGUAAUAUAUCUCUACUACUUCACAGGCAUGUAAAUUCACACUUCAGCCUGAAAUGCUGUUAUACUGCGCAUUUCUGAGAGAAAGUGGUCCAUUACAACAAAAAAAUGAAUUGGCGUACUGUUGCAAAGUGUGAGGAUUUUGCUGUCAGCCCUCAGAAAUGCCCACAGAAUCAAACACCCUCACAAGCCUCGCAUUUCUUUGUCAAAACAGUCUCAUACAUGAAGGUAAGAACUCUUAGCAGCGGCCCUUCAAGAGGCUUGAGCGUAUUGUUGACGGCCCAUAGAUUGUCUUUGUGUUAAUUGAUUCGCUCGCCCUCCCUCCUCUGUCUCGCUCCAUCUGCCUUUAUAUCCCUCCAUCAGCUGCUUUCCUUUCAGGAUGAGAGUGGCUUUUCUUAGCUGUGUUUCAAAACUGGCACACUUGAAACACCUGUAAGGGUGAUCGGGCCGCCCAAUAGGCGAUCGCCACUCUAAACGCAACCAACCAACCUGUGAAGGUCUUGUUGCAGGGAGGGAUUGCUUUUGUCUUUGCCUAAGUGGCCUGAAGCACAGCAGCCUUUUUGUUUCUGCUCUCGAAAAGAGCAUCUAACGUAAAGGUCUUCAAACAGGACAACGUCUUCACUCUUGGCUUCUAUCCUCACAGGUGUAACAUCCUUUCUGUUAGAUAAUUUACCGAGGACUUUGCCGUUGUUCGUGGUUGUUGGGUCCUUGGAAGUAAUGCAUCUUUGACAGCCUCUGCAUCCACGUCACGGUAUCAAAUUCAAUCGGCGUGACCCAUUUGGGUAAGGCAACACCGGACUGGGUGGCAACAGAGACACACGUCCCUGCGAUAAGAGUAGAUCUUUCUUUACCGAGAAGACUUUACAGUGGUGCCAGACCAACUUCUACCCUCCGGACGCAGCCUCUCAUUGAAGUUCAAUCAAUCCCAUGAAUGUGAGUUGAGACAAGUGGCAGCAGUGCCCUGAGUUCUUCAAUUAUUCAUCACCUCAAAGAAAGACCAGGCGAAAGUGAACACAACUGUCUGAGAGAACAAAGACGGACCAGAAUGAAGCAGAACACAACUUUGCUCUGAGAAAUUUGAAAGACAAAACUGGCAAGGAACUUUCAAGAAGGACUGACCGAGACGGACUGACAAACGUGACCAUUGAACAAAACCAAGAAGUCUGGCAAAGGAACCUUCUAGAAGAACUAAUUGCUGAGGAUUGGCAAACGUGACCAAAAGACGGAUUAGAAUGCAGUUGCUUUGAGAAAUUUGAGACAAAACUGGCGAAGAGCUUUGAAGGAGGACUGACCAAGACUAAUUGAUUGGCAAACGUGACGAGACCAAAAAGAAUUGACAAGAACGCAAUUGAACAAAAUUUUGGUCUGAAAAAUUUGCGACCAAACUGGCAAGGAACUUUCUAGAAGGACUAAACGACACUUCUCGCUGAGGAUUGGCAAACGUGACCCAAAGACGGACUAGAAUGCAGCUAAACAAAACUUUGCUCUGAGAAAUUUGCGACAAAACUGGAAAGGAGUUUUCAAGGAGGACUGAGCGACGCUUCUCGCUGAGGAUUGGCAAACGUGCCGACCUCUGUGGGCAAGGAGGGCCGAGGCAAUUAUCCAUAGUCGGACCACCUGCAAGCGGAAAGGUGUCGUCGAGGUUGUGGCCCGAGGAGGCGUGGUACUCAGAGGGUGGCGAGAUGGUGAACACGGGUAUGCAGUUGAUCAGCUUCACCUGCGCUGUGACGGGUUGGGUGAUGGCUAUAGCAGUGACCGCGCUUCCCCAGUGGAAGGUCACGGCCUUCAUAGGCAGCAACAUCCUGACCUCUGAGAUUGUCUGGCAGGGGAUCUGGAUGAACUGCAUCUACCAGACCACCGGCCACAUGCAGUGCAAGACUUACGACUCCAUGCUGGCUCUGCCGCCCGAUAUCCAGGCGGCGCGGGCGCUGAUGUGCAUCGCUAUCUUCUUGGGCUGGUUGUCCUGCACCGUCUCUUGCUGUGGAAUGAAGUGCACCACCUGCGCCGGAGACGAUCGCCAUGCCAAGGCUGGCAUAGCGCUGUCCGGUGGGGUGCUCUUCAUCCUGACGGGCCUGUGCGUCCUAGUGCCGGUUUCCUGGACAGCAAACACUGUGGUGCAGGACUUCUACAACCCCAACGUUCCCCUCCAGCACAAGCGAGAGCUGGGUCAGGCUAUUUACCUGGGAUGGGCGGCAGCUGUGAUUCUUAUGAUCAGCGGAGCGGUGUUGAGCAGCACCUGCCCGCACAUGGAGAGAGGAGCGUACAGACGUGGGUACAUAGGCCGUAGCUUUGCAAACUCCAGGCCUUCUGCUCCCGAUCCGCCCAAUCCGAUCACCACCGGCACCCUUCCUCUUAAGGAGUAUGUAUGAUAGAGAGAAAUGAACAGGGACAAUAAUUAAAGGAGCACUCAGUAAUUUUUUGUUUCAAUGGAUGGAUGCAUUUUGUGGCAUUUGAAGUCCUGUCGUUUAUCUGCUCUGUUUAUUUCUUUGAUGACAUGUUGAUGCUGUUGACUCUUUCGUUAUGUUGUCUUUAAUAUGCAUAUUGUUGGGUUUGCUUUUGUUUAGAUGCACUUUUAUGUUUAGGUUUGUAAAGCUUUAUAUUAAAAGUGUAAUUUCUGUAUCACUAUCAGUACCAAAAUGCAAUUGAAAUCCACUUUUUUUGUUCUUCAAUGCACCCUCGAGUUUGGAGUGGGACUAUCGGUUUGUCUGAGCGAUGGUAAACGAGUGUGUUUGAAAAUAAUUUUUGCAAUUCUGUUUGGUGACGCUUUCACCUUUAAAGCUUUAAAAUAUGUCAUUUCUGCACCACUAGCAAAAACGGAAUUGAAAAAUGAAUGAUUGAAAAACAGAUAGGCUCACCCCAAACACUGAACAGACACGCUUCAGCUUUAACUAAAGUUUUUCUCUCAUGAGGCGUGAGUGUGCAUCAUUUUUAAUGACAAAAGCAUUAUUCAUUUCUUUAGGGUAAAACUUUUUAAUAUGGAAAAAUGUACUGAGUGCCCCUUUAAUUAAAGACGGUCUAGUAUCUAGAACGAGAUCAGUGUUUGAGCGGUCAGUUUGCAGUGGGUCCAAGAAACAUUUUCUGUCCAUUAUUGUGUGUCUCUCUCCAUAUAUUACUGUAUAUUCUCAUAUGAGGUGUUUAUUCAGGUACUGUACUAUUUAUGGGUACUUUAUUUAGAUUUUACAUCUUAAUUUGAUUUUGGUCACACUUUAGUUUGGGGAAGAUAUUCACUAUUAACUACAAUAAACUCCUAAUUUACUGCUUAUUAAUAGUAAGAUUGUUAAGUUUAGGUAUUAAGGGAUGUAGAAUAUGAUCAGGCACUAAUAUGUGCUUUAUAAGUACUAAUAAACAGCUAAUAUGCAACUAGUUAAUAGUGAGAAUUGGACCGUAAACUAAAGUGUUAAUUUGUUUUUUUUUAGCCCAAUAGUAUUAAUUAUAGGAUAACUGAACUCUUAGGCCCAUUUUGCAGUGUUUUUUUGUUUUUUGUAAAUCGUUAUUUAUUUAUCUUGUGUUUUGUAGACUCAUGACAGCUCAAC